Molecule: messenger RNA, 812 nt
Organism: Pollicipes pollicipes
Lineage: Eukaryota; Metazoa; Arthropoda; Thecostraca; Pollicipedomorpha; Pollicipedidae
Exons: 6
Coding region: 72-812 (246 amino acids)
Source: RefSeq, a predicted model, not a curated record
GCAGAAUCGGCCAACGAACGGGCCGGCGUGCUGAGCCGCGUGACCGGGCUGCAGGCCCGGCGGCAGGAACGAUGCUCGGCUACCGGGAGGUGGACGUGUGGUCUCGCCGGCACGAGGUGCACGCCAUGCGCGGCCAGGUGACCACCUCCUGCUUGUGGAACGCCUGUCGCGCCAUGGGCCUCGGCCUCCUGCUGGUCACCGUGGGAGCGGCCAUGGCCACCAUGGGGUACUACAGCCAGCGGUCACUGCACCAGCCGGCCCUGUCGCCGGCGCCGGACGCCUCCAACGGCUCCCUGCUGUCCCGCCAGCGGGCCAGGCAGGCCGCCGACCUCACCUUCCGCCACCUCUCCUACUUCGGCUCGGUCGUCAUGGGCAUCGGCGGCUUCAUCGUGGUGGCGUCGUGCGUGAUGACCUUCGAGGCGCGUGACUCAGCGGCCAAGGUCGUGCCGGCGCGCUUCCGCGGCCAGCCGGAAGCAACGACGACGCACGACUCGCCCGGUCUGCGCAGCUCGGCCUGCCAGACGCUGCCCUGCUCUCCGCGCUCCGGCCGGGGCUGGAGUACAGACGACGAUGGCAAGCGCGAGCGCAUCGAAAGCCUGCGUCUGGACACAGCUGGGCGGCGCAAUGUGUUUGUCUACAUGGAGCACGGCACCGGGGACGACGUGCUGACCGUGGCUGCCAGCUUCCUGGACCGCUGGCUGGUGGAGAAGUGGUGGCUGCUCUCCGGCCCGCCGGCUGUUGUAGUGCCGGCUUCUUGGAACGUCGGCUGGUGUAGAAGUGGUGGCUGCUCUCCGGCCCGCUGGCUGAUGUAG